Camellia sinensis is the source of this 1162-nucleotide messenger RNA. The record is from RefSeq and is a predicted model, not a curated record. Lineage: Eukaryota; Viridiplantae; Streptophyta; Magnoliopsida; Ericales; Theaceae.
AAUUAUGUGGCUUUUUGGGUGAAGGCAAAGCCACCUUUGAAGGAAUUCUCAAUGAGCAGUUUUAUUUUUAACUUCCAUAACAUUAGAGCUUGUAUUUGAGAUUAGGUGUCGGAAGUGGCUGGGUUGAUUGUGUUUUGGUUUUUAUUUAUUAUUAUCCUUCCAUGCCUUAGUUUUGAUGAGUUCUUGAUGGACAUGAAGCAAUUCCGCCAACUUUGAGAUAUAUUUUGAUAGAUGAACAUAUCCUAUGUUCAAAAGAAAAUGAUAAUUUACAGUGUGGUCUUAAUUCUAAUCUCUCUUUAUAAUGUAGGCACAUUAUGUGCUAUUGCUCUAUUCUUUUAAAGAACAGCUGCAACAACAUGUUUGUGUACACGCAAUGGAAGUAGUAAUGGCUUGUUGGGAGAUUGAGCAGUCCCUACAAAGCUUAACAGAACAUUUCUACUUGAUUUAAUGCCAGGCCCAAAUUUCUUCUUCGUUGCUUUAAUAGUGGAAGCACAGGAAGCAGUGGCAGCAAUAGAAGCAGGUGGUAAUGUAGCUGGAGGUAGAGGUUUCUAUCUGAAAGGAGAUGGUGUACGCCUUAAUCAAGCUCUAAUUAAUUUUGGUCUUGAUUUUGUGGAGAAAAGGGGGUACACUGCAUUGCAAACUCCAUUCUUUAUGAGGAAAGAUAUCAUGGCAAAGUGUGCUCAGUUAGCACAAUUUGAUGAAGAACUUUACAAGAACGGCCUGGACACAAAGGUGGAGAAGUCAAGGAAGCAAUUGAAGGAAAGGAAGAACAGGACCAAGAAGAUCCGUGGUGUAAAGAAGACCAAGGCUGGAGAUGCUGCAAAGGCUGGGAAGAAGAAAUAAGAUGUUGUGGAUUUUGUGGUUAUUGCAUGCCGGAAGCAAAAGCGAAGAAUGGUCUUACGCAGCAGCUUUCUUCAUAUAGUUAUUCUGUUAUUUUUGGAUUUUGGUUCAGUUUUCUUGCUGCUUAAUUAAAACUUUGGCAUGUAUGAAUCUCUCUUUCAAUCAAUUUUACUACUAAGAAAUUUUGUUCCUACCAAAAUUCAGUCUAAUUCUAUGUAUUACAAUGAUGAGUCAUUCAUGUUGUAGAUCUUUUGAGGUCUGAAGUUACUUCAAUGAGCAUACUUAGCUUUACUGGACAUCUUGUUUGGAUUUCUUAGUUUUU